Messenger RNA from Lytechinus variegatus (green sea urchin), 1536 nucleotides. Its product is annotated as fibropellin-1-like. The coding region runs from base 1 to 1521 and encodes 506 amino acids. Gene Ontology annotation, cellular component: protein-containing complex; plasma membrane. NCBI's taxonomy places the organism in Eukaryota, Metazoa, Echinodermata, Echinoidea, Temnopleuroida, Toxopneustidae. Gene Ontology annotation, biological process: heterophilic cell-cell adhesion; establishment or maintenance of epithelial cell apical/basal polarity. The transcript has 13 exons. Gene Ontology annotation, molecular function: calcium ion binding. The record is from RefSeq and is a predicted model, not a curated record.
AUGACAACUUGGCGGAUGUAUUUACCUGAUUCUACAGAUAUUGAGGAUUGCGUUCCGAAUCCUUGUGCUAAUGGAGGGACGUGUACGGAUGGAGUAAAUACUUUCUUCUGCGAUUGUGAUGCUGGCUAUACAGGGGAGCUCUGUGAUGGCGACGUAGAUGAAUGCCACUCGGAUCCAUGUGCUGGCAAUAGCGAAUGUCAUCAUGGGAUAGAUUUCUACUUUUGUAUCUGUUUAGAUGGAUGGACCGGCGACGACUGUGAUGAAAAUAUCGAUGAUUGUUUACCAGAUUCUUGUGAUAAUGGGGGCACGUGUAAAGAUGGGGUAAAUACGGUUAUAUGCCUCUGUCCUAGAGGUUAUACGGGUCAGCACUGCCAAACAGACAUUAAUGACUGUUUACCCAAUCCUUGUCUGAAUGGUGGUUCUUGUGAUGAUGGGCUAGACUCGUUUACUUGCAACUGCCCAGAAGGUAUUACAGGUUUCAUCUGCGAGACAAAUAUCAACGAUUGUAUACCAGAUCCUUGCAUGAAUGGAGGGACGUGUAAGGAUGAAAUAAAUGCAUAUACCUGCGAAUGUCCUCCUGGAAUUAUUGGUCUACGCUGUGAGGAAGAGAUCAAUGAAUGUGAAUCUUAUCCUUGCUUAAAUGAAGCCUCCUGCACGGAUGGAAACAACGCUUUCUCGUGUACUUGUUUGGUGGGGUUUACUGGCCAACGGUGUCAAACAGAUAUCAAUGAGUGUGCGUCUGAUCCUUGUCUUAACGGAGGUACUUGUAACGAUGGGAUAGAUGCAUUCACCUGUAACUGCUCAGCCGGUUUCCUAGGUCAGCGUUGUGCAGAAGACUUCUGUACGUCGAAUCCCUGUACCAAUGGUGUUUGCCUAGAUGGGGCCAAUAUGUAUCAUUGCACCUGUCAACCUGGAUGGAUCGGUGUAAACUGUGACAUAAAUUUUGACGAGUGUUCUUCACAUCCAUGUCUGAACGAAGCUUCGUGUAUCGAUAAAAUAAACGGAUUUACUUGCAUAUGCGCAUAUGGCUUCACAGGGGAUCGCUGUCAGGAAGAUAUCGACGAGUGCAUAUCGGACCCAUGUAUCAAUGGACAAUGUUUCGAUGGAAGAAAUCUUUUUUAUUGCAUCUGCAUUCCUGGCUGGACAGGUGUCAAUUGUGAAAUCGAUAUUAACGAGUGCUAUUCAAAUCCUUGUGACAAUGGAGCUACUUGCAUGGAUGAAAUCGGUAGGUUUACCUGUUACUGCCCUGACGGUGUCAUAGGACAACUCUGUGAAAACGAGGACCCUUGCAAUCCGAGUCCCUGCAUGAAUAACUGCUCGUGCAGCGUGGCAGAUGACAACAUGAUGGCAGUAUGUACGACCGACUCGCAGUAUAUCGCUGGGGAGUUUUGUGAAAUAGUUCACGAAUGUAUUCUGAACGACAUUUGUGAGAAUGGUGGUACAUGUGUUCCUUUGAAUGAUUCGAGAAAGUGCAUCUGUCCAAUAUAUUUUACCGGAGAUCGCUGUGAAAGUAAGUCGUGAAAGUAAGUCCUUUUU